Perognathus longimembris pacificus (Pacific pocket mouse) is the source of this 2290-nucleotide messenger RNA. RefSeq names its product Kruppel like factor 12 (gene Klf12). The coding region runs from base 251 to 1459 and encodes 402 amino acids. The transcript is spliced from 7 exons. Gene Ontology annotation, molecular function: DNA-binding transcription factor activity, RNA polymerase II-specific; RNA polymerase II cis-regulatory region sequence-specific DNA binding. NCBI's taxonomy places the organism in Eukaryota, Metazoa, Chordata, Mammalia, Rodentia, Heteromyidae. The record is from RefSeq and is a predicted model, not a curated record. Gene Ontology annotation, biological process: regulation of transcription by RNA polymerase II.
CAUUUGAUUAAUUCAGUUAAAAGUUCGAUGAACUAUUCCUAGUACAUGCAGCCCCUGUAGAAUUGUCAUUGUGGUUAGUAAUUCCAUAUAGAGACUCUUGUUGUGGAGGAAACUGUUUGCUACUCAGAGAGAAUAUCUUUACUUUGAGUCUAAGGAGAAAUAUUUCCCCUGCUCUCUGAACCAGGGACCUCAAAAGAAUCUGCUUUAUAGUUUGGUACCUUAACUACUUUUCCUGUUUUGGAAGAUAGUCAUGGAUGUAGUCUGGAAGUGUGAUAGUUUAGGGCAGAAUAACACCUUUGAGAACAGAAUGUUAAUGCUUGAUGGGAUGCCGGCAGUCAGAGUCAAAACAGAACUUUUGGAAUCCGAACAAGCGUCUCCAAACGUUCACAGCUACCCCGAUAUGGAAGCCGUUCCCCUGUUACUAAAUAACGUGAAAGGGGAGCCCCCGGAGGACGCGUUACCUGUAGAUCACUUCCAAACACAAACUGAGCCAGUGGACUUGUCCAUAAACAAAGCCAGGACGUCCCCUACUGCCGUUUCAUCCUCCCCCGUCUCCAUGACAGCGUCUGCCUCUUCACCGUCGUCUACUUCAACCUCUUCAUCCUCUUCUAGCCGUCCAGCCUCAUCCCCAACUGUUAUAACAUCAGUAUCUUCAGCAUCAUCUUCAUCCACAGUAUUAACUCCAGGACCCCUUGUUGCCUCUGCCUCUGGUGUGGGAGGCCAGCAGUUUUUGCACAUUAUCCAUCCUGUACCGCCUUCAAGUCCCAUGAAUUUACAGUCUAACAAACUGAGUCAUGUUCACCGCAUCCCCGUGGUGGUACAGUCGGUGCCUGUUGUCUAUACAGCUGUACGGUCACCUGGAAACGUGAACAACACUAUUGUUGUGCCGCUUUUGGAGGAUGGGAGAAGCCAUGGCAAAGCACAAAUGGAGCCCCGAGGCCUAUCUCCCAGACAAAGUAAAAGUGACAGUGACGAUGAUGACCUGCCAAAUGUGACCUUAGAUAGCGUUAAUGAAACUGGAUCUACGGCCCUUUCCAUAGCCAGAGCAGUACAAGAGGUACAUCCAUCCCCAGUAUCAAGGGUCCGGGGAAAUCGAAUGAAUAACCAGAAGUUUGCUUGUUCAAUUUCACCAUUUAGUAUUGAGAGCACAAGGCGCCAGAGACGCUCUGAAUCCCCAGACUCCAGGAAACGACGUAUCCACAGAUGUGAUUUUGAGGGAUGCAACAAAGUGUACACGAAAAGCUCUCACCUGAAGGCUCAUCGGAGGACACACACAGGAGAGAAACCCUACAAGUGCACCUGGGAAGGUUGCACCUGGAAGUUUGCCCGUUCGGAUGAACUGACGAGGCACUACCGCAAACACACGGGAGUGAAGCCAUUCAAGUGUGCAGACUGUGACCGCAGCUUCUCUCGGUCAGAUCACCUGGCCUUGCACCGCCGGAGGCACAUGCUCGUGUGAGGCAGGUCCCUCGUCCAGCCGAGAGGAAGAGCGAGAUCUCUUAGUGGCAUCCAGUUCAGCAGGGCUGAAUCCCCUUCACAGUGUCAACGCCAAGGGCAUCACCAUCCCACAGUGUCAGAAACCAGAGCAGGAACCAGAAGGUCCACUUCUCCUUUCCGACUGAAGGUAAUCCCCAUCACGACACGCAAGAGACGUCUUCUUCAUGCAGGCUUGGGAGCUCGGCACUAUCCACGUGGGGGAGCCAGGCCAUUGUUUUCCAGGCUGUAUCCUCUGCCACGGACAGGUGUUUGUAGCUUGGACAUACAUUUUCCAAGCUGUCAGACAUUUGGUUAUCACUAUCUUAAAAGGUCAGCUACCACAAAUUGAUGGCUAGAGCAAGACCUUUUCCAUCUGAGUGAUUUUUCCCAUCAUCCCCACCCCUGUGAGCCCUUUUAUACAAAACGUUUAGUUCCUAAAUCAGCUAGAACACACGUCCGAUCUGUUACCAGCAAAACAGCAUGAACAUAGGAAGGAAGAAGCUGUGGGAGAGUUUCCAUUACCUGACAAAUAAAGGCACAGUCAGCAGCCCUCAGCGGUAGCGAUGGCAGCCACUAGAAUCCCACCUACAACGUGUCCUCAUCCCAUGCCCUGAAGAAAACCGACAUUGAAUCUUUCAUGUGUUUGUCCUUGAGUGUGUUUUGUUCUGUUCUGGUUGUUUUGUUCAUCUGUUCAAGCAGAGGGGCAGCAGAAUUUCAAUUGAAGUCUAGUCCUGGUCUCUGCCCUGCCAUGGAUUGGCUCAGAGGUGUUCUGUAGUUGAAUAGGAAGAGCCUGUCUUUAAAAAAAAAAAAAAAA